AAGAAUUGUAUAUAAGUUAUCAUGUUUUGAAUGUACUGCUGAUGCAAAGUGUCUGACUAAGAGGUGCAGGCUAGCACCUCUUAGUGCAACAACAUGCCUUGCAAAAGAAAACCACAAAAAGUCUUGCCCUCUGACUGAACUUCUCUUUCCUGCUCUAACUGUGCUCUAGCUGAACUUCUGUUUUUCAGUCCUUAAGCGGAGGUAUCUGAGACAGAGAAACGCGCCUCUGAAAGAUGUGACGAUUAAGCUAUGUCUAGUAUGCAAAUGUAACCCCACCUAUAACUUGUAACUGAGCUUUCGAAUAAAUAUGCUGUGCAUGGGAAGUACCGUCGAAGUUGGCUGCGACCCACUCAGAGGUCCGGACUUCCCUUGCAAAUCCCACAGCAGGAAAAUGGAUGAAACUGAAGUUCUUUAUAGUAUUAAGUCCACAAGAGUGAGAGGAAACACAGAUGUGGCCACACCCUCUAUGGAUGAACCCGAUUAUUCCAACGUCAACUAUUCAGAAACUCAGCGACCUGCAUCAAGCAGGCGAUCGGGGGUCACAUGGGAGCGAGUGGUCCUGCUGGUCCUCAGUGUUCUCCUGGCAGCUGCCCUCACAGCUCUUGGUGUAACCCUUCAUGAAAAUACUCAAACAAAGAAGAGACUCCAAAAAUAUCAAGAUGAGGCAAAAAAUCUCACAGAAAUACUCAGUGGGACAGAACCGAGCAAAGUGGAGCAGCCGACUAAACCUCCUUCAGUAAGAGAUGAAACAUGUCCGAGGUGUGAGGACGGCUGGGAGCCACAUGGAGGAAAGUGCUACUUCUUCUCCUGGGUUACUUCAUCCUGGAAUAAGAGUAGAAAACAAUGCACAUCAAUGAGUGGAGACCUGGUUGUGAUAAACAACAGAGAGGAGCAGAGAUUCCUGGAGUCUAGAGUGAGAGGAAAAAUGGAAAAAGAUGAG
Messenger RNA from Limanda limanda (common dab), 940 nucleotides. Its product is annotated as C-type lectin domain family 7 member A-like. NCBI's taxonomy places the organism in Eukaryota, Metazoa, Chordata, Actinopteri, Pleuronectiformes, Pleuronectidae. The annotation marks the transcript as partial. The transcript has 8 exons. The record is from RefSeq and is a predicted model, not a curated record.